Messenger RNA from Periophthalmus magnuspinnatus, 3122 nucleotides. RefSeq names its product chemokine (C-C motif) receptor 12a (gene ccr12a). The transcript has 2 exons. Gene Ontology annotation, cellular component: membrane. Lineage: Eukaryota; Metazoa; Chordata; Actinopteri; Gobiiformes; Gobiidae. Gene Ontology annotation, biological process: immune response; G protein-coupled receptor signaling pathway; chemotaxis. The coding region runs from base 54 to 1166 and encodes 370 amino acids. Gene Ontology annotation, molecular function: chemokine receptor activity. The record is from RefSeq and is a predicted model, not a curated record.
AGAGACAUCCUUCCAGUCAUCCAGGGACCUGCAGCAACUGACAACUUUGAAUCAUGGAUGACAUUAUGGAUGAGGACCUGUGGUAUCUCUUUGAAGCAUAUAACAAUUCAAUGAACACCACAGACCCCACUUACGUCGUCAGCCACACCGUUAAACUCUGUUCCAAAAGCAAGGUCAACAUAUUUGGCGCCAAGCUGAUCCCGAUCUUCUACUUCACCACCUUCAUCUUGGGUUGCCUCGGAAAUGGCCUCGUGCUUGCAAUCCUCUUCAAAUACGAGAAGCUCCAAAACGUUACCAAUAUUUUCCUCCUGAAUCUGGUCUUGUCCAACCUGAUUUUCGCCUCAUCGCUGCCAUUUUGGGGCACAUACCAUUUGUCUGAAUGGAUUUUUGGUGGUUUUAUGUGUAAAGUUGUUAGCAGUGCCUAUCUGAUUGGUUACAACAGCUCCAUCCUUUUCCUGACGCUCAUGACCUUUGACCGAUACCUUGCUGUGGUUCAUGCGGUUGCAGCUGCACAAAGUCGUAAGAAACUAUAUGCCAUUGUAGCUUCCGUAUUCGUUUGGUUGUUUAGCAUCGCGGCUAGUAUGAAGGAAAUCAUCUUGCGCAAUGUUACAGGAAACCCUUUGGAUGGGCUUCUUUGUGAAGAGACCGGCUAUUCUCAGGACACUAUGAAACACUGGCGACUUGUGAGUUUGUAUCUGCAGUUUUCCCUCUUUUUUCUAAUCCCACUGUUUAUGGUCAUGUUCUGUUACAUUAGCAUCACCGUUCGCAUCCUGCACACGCGUAUGAAAGAAAAAUGCCGCACUAUCAAGCUAAUCUUCAUCAUUAUUUUCACUUUCUUUGCAUUUUGGACCCCGUACAAUAUCGUCUGUCUGCUCCAAGCCAUUCGGCUGUCGAACACGGACUCGGAUGCUACGACGUGUGAGGAUGGGGAUAACCUGGACUACUCUUUCUACGUGACCCGUAACAUAGCGUACCUCUACUGCGGCAUCAGCCCGGUUUUCUACACAUUUGUUGGUAAAAAGUUCCAGAGUCACUUUAAAAGACUCAUCGGGAAACACCUGCCAUGUGUGAAGAGGCGGUUAAGUCUGAGCAGCCAGAGCACCAAAUCCACCUCACAAAGACAUCCACAUACUACCAACCAAGCUACUGCCUUUAGCCUAGUUUAAAUGACUGGAUAUAUAAAUGCACAUAGCUAACCUUGCUGUUCCAGAUAGAAAGGGAUCAUGGCUCCAAUUCACUUUAUAUUGAAAAAUUGUCACCCCUCUCUCUGUAACUGCUGCAGUGAGACUCGUUAUUUUGGUCUUAAAAUGUUCAUAUUAACCUGCUCUGCAUCAACCUGGUGUUUUUAUUUCACUAUUGUGUCCGUAAGUCAAGAUGUGAACAUUAAUAACAGACAAAUCAGGCGCCUUCUUUCCCCAAGGUCUCACUAGUGUUAGCAACAGGGUUGCUUGACAAAAUUGCUAAGUGCACACUUCCUGCUAAACCAGCGGUGCAGGCGGGAAGGGAUGUUACCUUUAUCAGCUUCACUUUGAAUUGGCUGUUUGGUUGCUAUGAUACUCGCUGUCGGGAUUCCAAAUAUGAAACUCGACUCCAAAUUGUCCCUUAUAACUGCUCUGGCCUCGAUGAGCUUCAUUUGACUGGAGCCAAAUGCUGUGGGUGACGUCACACUCACUUAGUCCACUUCUUUAUACGGUCUGUGCAUAAAUCAUGAAAUAUUAAUGCUAAGUAACUAAAGGUAACACCAUAGACUGUUUAAAAAUGUAUAUUUACAGUUUAAGCAUAAUACUGAUAAAUGCAUCAUAAGUAUAUUUAAAGGUACAGUAUGUAACUUUAUGUGACCUACAUGACUCCAUGGAAGGAAAGUUAAAACCAUACUUACCAUACGGAACAUUCUCCAUGGAGAUAGAUAUGUUUUAUGCCUGUUAUGGGAAUCUUUCCUUACAGUGUUUUACCUAAUUUGUACUUGUACUACUGCAGACUCUUAGUCCCAGUCUAUUAACUCUUAUUUCUGUUAUAUCUUGUCUGACCUGGAGAUCCAGUUGACCGUGCUCUGUGUCCACUGUCUGAUACAUAUUAGACAAACAGUUUAGACCCUUAACAGGUCUAAACUGAUUUUUUGAUUCAUGUGAGGUAUAAAUAUGUUGUUUGUUCUGACACUGACAAAGCUCAGGGCAAGACGACGCUCUGUCAGGGAUGAACAGCUCUUUGUGGCACAAGUGCUUUAAUAAAUCAGACUCUUUGAUUCAAGACAACUUCUCAGUUCAUUUUAUUCUUUUUUGUUUUGUUUUGCUUGUAUAAAUCCCACAACAUGCCACAUUGUUUAAUAUUACAGCUAAAGAAACAUCAUGUUCAUGGAAACAAGCAGGAGGAGGCCCUCCUCCAGGCCAAAUAAAUCAGGUCUGUGGAAGUGUGGCAAUUUUUCUGUGCAAUAUACACAACCAAAAAACAAACAAAACAUACCUUUAUUUUUGUGGGUUUUUUUUUUUUUUUUUUUUUUUUUUUUUUUUUGCUUAACAGUUACAUACUGUGGGUUUAAACCAGGGGUAUGAGGACCUCUCAAAAGCAUGUAGCAGGGGGAACUUAUAGUGUAUUUUAUUUUUUAUGUUCUAUUAAGUACAUUUUAUCUUUAUCUUUAAGAAUAUUUUGGAGGAUUAGAUUGUGGACAUCAUUAAAUGAACAAAAUGUGUUAUAAUUGACAUUACAGUACACUUCUAAAGUAAAAGUAGAGUAUCCAUUAACUGUACUAUGAGAUAAAAAAGCGUGGAGCCACUGCUUCUACUGCAGUCUCAUAAAAUGACAUAUAUUUAUUUCUGUAUCUUCUUUAAUAACCAUUUGAAACACUUAUGAUACUGUAAUGCAUUAAAAUGCAUUUUCACCAGCAAAGCCUUCAGUGUUGUUCUGCAAAACAUGGACUAGACCACAACCAGACUUAACCAAGACCAGACUAGAACUAAACCAGGACUUAAACUGCACACAGUGAGUGUAAGAUGUAGUCCUGUUUCUGUUAUGACUUACAUUUCUAUGAUUUACUUUUUAUUAAAUGUAUUCAUGUUUAUAUAUGAACUAACCAUUUGUGCAUUAACGUCCUGUUUUUGUAAAUUCUCUGUUAAAAUAAAUGACCA